Messenger RNA from Tympanuchus pallidicinctus (lesser prairie-chicken), 1297 nucleotides. It is a transcript of the gene GNAT1, whose product is annotated as G protein subunit alpha transducin 1. Bases 245 to 1297 code for a protein of 350 amino acids. Gene Ontology annotation, biological process: adenylate cyclase-modulating G protein-coupled receptor signaling pathway. The transcript has 8 exons. Gene Ontology annotation, cellular component: heterotrimeric G-protein complex. The record is from RefSeq and is a predicted model, not a curated record. Gene Ontology annotation, molecular function: G protein-coupled receptor binding; G-protein beta/gamma-subunit complex binding; GTP binding. Lineage: Eukaryota; Metazoa; Chordata; Aves; Galliformes; Phasianidae.
CGCAGAAGCGCUGACGCCGGGAGCCAGGGGAUUGCUGAGCUCAGCCCGGGGCAGAUUUCGGGGCUUUAUCCGGAGCCUGGCUUAAGCCGCGCUCCUUGUCCCCGUCCUUGGCCCACUUGGGUGGCAGCGGCGGCCGCAGUCGGGCGGUGGGCGAGCGCUGGAGGCGGCGGGGGGCUGGCGCACGCUGCCCAUCCUGGUGCUGACCUCCACCGAGCGGGCGAGUCGGCAGGCGGCAGAGGCGAGGAUGGGCGCAGGGGCCAGUGCUGAGGAGAAGCACUCCCGUGAGCUGGAGAAGAAGCUGAAGGAGGACGCUGAGAAGGAUGCCAGGACCGUCAAGCUGCUGCUGCUGGGAGCAGGGGAGUCAGGGAAAAGCACCAUCGUCAAGCAGAUGAAGAUCAUCCACCAGGAUGGUUACUCACUGGAGGAGUGCUUGGAGUUCAUCGCCAUCAUCUACAGCAACACGCUGCAGUCCAUGCUGGCCAUCGUGCGUGCCAUGAGCACGCUCAACAUCCAGUACGGUGACUCAGCCCGCCAGGAUGAUGCCCGCAAGCUGCUGCACCUCUCGGACACCAUUGAGGAGGGCACCAUGCCCAAGGAAAUGUCGGACAUCAUCGGGCGGCUCUGGAAGGAUGCAGGCAUCCAGGCCUGCUUUGACCGGGCCUCUGAAUACCAGCUCAACGACUCGGCAGGAUACUACCUGUCGGACCUGGAGCGCCUGGUGACCCCUGGCUACGUCCCCACCGAGCAGGACGUGCUGCGCUCCCGUGUCAAAACCACCGGCAUCAUCGAAACCCAGUUCUCCUUCAAGGACCUCAACUUCAGGAUGUUCGAUGUGGGAGGGCAGCGCUCGGAGCGCAAGAAGUGGAUCCACUGCUUCGAGGGGGUGACGUGCAUCAUCUUCAUCGCGGCGCUCAGCGCCUACGACAUGGUGCUGGUGGAGGAUGACGAAGUGAACCGCAUGCACGAGAGCCUGCACCUCUUCAACAGCAUCUGCAACCACCGCUACUUCGCCACCACCUCAAUUGUCCUCUUCCUCAACAAGAAGGACGUCUUCCUGGAGAAGAUCAAGAAGGCUCACCUCAGCAUCUGCUUCCCCGACUACGAUGGUCCCAACACCUAUGAUGAUGCUGGCAACUACAUCAAGCUGCAGUUCCUGGAGCUGAACAUGCGGCGGGACGUGAAGGAGAUCUACUCGCACAUGACCUGUGCCACUGAUACUGAGAACGUCAAGUUCGUCUUCGACGCCGUCACCGACAUCAUCAUCAAGGAGAACCUCAAGGACUGUGGGCUCUUCUGA